This is a messenger RNA of Dinoponera quadriceps, 890 nucleotides long. RefSeq lists its product as uncharacterized. NCBI's taxonomy places the organism in Eukaryota, Metazoa, Arthropoda, Insecta, Hymenoptera, Formicidae. The transcript is spliced from 4 exons. The record is from RefSeq and is a predicted model, not a curated record. Bases 1 to 864 code for a protein of 287 amino acids.
AUGAUUGUCAUUACUUGUCCCGUGUGUAUUCGCGAGCGAACGAUGAAGGUGCCGGCGGGGACGAUUCUCGUCGCUUGUUUCGCGAUCGCGGCGCUGGAGGAUCCGGCCGCGGGCCUCGAGGUCUCGUCGAAGGUGGACUUAGAUUCGGACGAAAAUCGAGAUACAUUAAGUAAUACGGCCUCCGAUGCGUACGAGGAUCCGAGCGAAUCUGAGUACACAUCGGUCUCGCGUGCGUUCAUCAAACAGCCGGCGGCCGCUUGGCGUCGUGAAGGCGAGCUGGUGAAGCCAGCGAGAGAACAGAGAAAACGCAGGAUUUAUGCGGAACGAGACGACCCGUCCAGCCAGCCGAAGGUUAUCAAUAAUAUUCGGAUCGUCGUAAACGGCAACGACAGCCUGCCAAGCGUGAGCUCUUGCAAGCACGGCGUAUGCAACGUGUCCGUUUCGUCGAAGCCCGACGGAAAGGGGAACAUCGUGACCGAAGUGCGCCUCAGCAUCGUCACGAGGGCAAAGCCGGACGUUCGGAUCAACGAAGUGCCCGUGGUUGUCGGUUUCCGGGGCGCCAAUAAGGAAUCGAACGAGCGACCGAUCUUUUAUCCGACGAACGCGCCCAACUUACCGCAUUUGCACUUGCAUCGCGAUUAUAUUCCACAGAUUCAAUCGAAUUACCAGGGAUACGGCGAGCCGUGGUAUCAGCAUCGACGGAACUUCCAACGACCCCCGACGUAUCGGGGUUACCAGAAUUUCGGAGAUCGCGGCGACGGAUUUCGCGGGCGUGAUAUCUGGUCGCGAGGAAGAGCCACGAUGGACGAUAAAAUCGAGCCGCCGCUCAGCAAGACCAAAUCCAGCAACGACACCGAUUCGUGAUCCUGCGGAAAUCGUGAUGUCCUCAC